Drosophila grimshawi is the source of this 1500-nucleotide messenger RNA. It is a transcript of the gene Shc, whose product is annotated as SHC-transforming protein 1. The transcript has 2 exons. The coding region runs from base 112 to 1440 and encodes 442 amino acids. Gene Ontology annotation, biological process: cell surface receptor protein tyrosine kinase signaling pathway; intracellular signal transduction. The record is from RefSeq and is a predicted model, not a curated record. Gene Ontology annotation, cellular component: plasma membrane. NCBI's taxonomy places the organism in Eukaryota, Metazoa, Arthropoda, Insecta, Diptera, Drosophilidae. Gene Ontology annotation, molecular function: receptor tyrosine kinase binding.
CGUUCAUCUGGUUAAGUGAGUCAUUCGACCGAACUUCUUCGGAACGAUUCGAUACAAAAGUCUACAAAGAAAGGACGCAAAGGACGCACAAGCGACGCAUACACAAACGAAAUGCCACGGAAUGUGGGAGAUGCCGGCAACGGCGGCACUGGCUCCAGUGCCACCAGCGACGGCUGCAUAUAUCCCGACGAUAUCAUACUCGAAAAGGGCGUAACAUUCAAUGUUCGUUACACGGGCUGCGUUGAGGUCAAAACCUCCAUGAAAUCGCUGGACUUUGAGACGCGAACGCUUCUCGCACGUGAAUGCAUUAAUCGGGUAUGCGAAGCGGCUGGCUUGAAAUCGGCAAGCAAACGGCGUCUGGACAAAAAGCUGCACAACUUUAUAUCGGAUCGGCCGAGCAUGCAGCAUGCGGGUACCAACAUCAUUAUCAAUGUGUCGAGUCGAGCGCUGACGCUGAGCAAUGUGGAGACGGGCGAGGUGAUCGCCAGCCACAAUAUGCCAAGGAUAUCCUUUGCAUCCGGUGGCGACAACGACACCCUUGAUUUUCUCGCCUACAUUGCCAAGCGGGAGGGCGAUGAGUGGCGUGCCUGUUAUGUGCUGGAGUGUGGCGGCGGGCAGAGCGAGGAUCUGAUUGUGACCAUUGGCAAGGCGUUUGUGUUGCGCUUCAACGCCUUGAGCCGGCAGAAUGAUCAUUUAGCAAGUGCUGCAGCUGCGGAGAAUAUGAACCAGAGCUGCAAGGAGAAUGUGAAAGAGUAUUACAAUGAUUUACCCAACAAGCUGCCGCCGGAGUUGCCAUUCGAGGAGCAACACGAGCAGCAACAGCAGCCAGGACAACUUCCACUUCAUCCGCACGCGCCGCGCGUCGCUCAAUUGAAUUUGCGGAAGCCCCGCGAUCGCUUGAGCAGCAAUCUCAUUGAUCUUAACUCCCCGCCACCCGAUCAAACCACCAACAAACUGGCCCUUGGCAACUUUGAUCCGCUGCAGCAGCAGGCAGCAGCCACUGUUGCUGCCACAACUGCAACGGCAAGUGCAACUGCAGCCGCCCCCAACUCUCACUCCAUACGCGAUGUAUUCGAUGGGCCGCAAUGUCCUUUGACUGCCGAAGUUUGGUUCCAUGCCGCCAUCUCGCGGCCCAUCUCGGAGCGUCUGCUGCAGCAGGACGGAGAUUUUUUGGUGCGCGAAUCGCAGGGCAAGCGGGGCCAGUAUGUGCUGACCGGACUGGAGGGGAAGGCACCGAAGCAUCUGCUGCUCAUCGAUCCAGAGGGCGUGGUGCGAACCAAAGAUCGCAUUUUCGACAGCAUCAGCCAUCUGAUAAACUAUCAUUGGGUGCAUGCACUGCCAAUCAUAUCCGAGGAUUCCGAGCUGGUCUUGCGGAAUCCGGUGCGCAGGCCAGCCAACAACAAUCUCGAUUCUCAGACAGCCGACAACAACAAUGCAUAAUCACAAUCCUUCAUAUACACCACAUAUUCUAUAUAUACAUAUUCGUGUACACACUUAGGA